UCACAAAAUCUCGAGACUCCUCCUUGCUUCAUUUUGUCGAAUACCAUUAGCAACACAAAACCAAAAUGGCUUUUCGUCCAAAGUUGAUGAUCCUUCUCUUCUUGCCUCUAUUGCUAUCUCAAACCAUUUCUGCCUAUUCCUCUAGCGAUGUCAAAUCCUGGUGUAGCAAAAUGCCUUAUCCACAGCCUUGUGAGUACUUCUUGACCAACAACCCCAAGCAAGCUCCCAUCAAUCAGAAAUCCGAUUUCCUCAAGGUCUCGAUGCAAUUGGCUCUCGAAAGAGCUCAACUAGCCCACAACCACACGCACUCGUUGGGGCCGAAGUGCAGCAACGAGCGCGAGAAGGCCGCUUGGGCCGAUUGCCUCCAGCUGUAUGAGCACACUGUUCUUCGUCUGAACAAAACUAUCGUCCACGAGUGCACCCAGGAUGAGGCGCAGACGUGGCUCAGCACGGCCAUGACCAAUCUCGAGACAUGCCGAGCUGGGUUUGUCGAAUUAGGCAUUACCGACAAUGUAUUGCCUUUGAUGUCAAACAAUGUUUCCAAGUUGAUAAGCAACACUUUGGCCCUCAACUAUGCACCCUACACCACACCUAACUAUACGAAGAAAUUUCCCAUUUGGGUGAGGCCCGGCGACCGAAAGCUCUUGCAGUCUUCAUCCGCGGUGUCUAAGGCCAAUAUCGUGGUGGCUCAGGAUGGUUCGGGGAACUACAAGACAAUCAGUGAAGCCAUAACCGUGGCAUCAAAGCGGUCCGGCACUGCAAGGUACAUCAUCUAUAUUAAGGCAGGUACUUACAAGGAGAACGUCGAAGUUGGAUCGAAAUUAGAGAACAUUAUGUUCGUCGGUGAUGGUAUUGGGAAGACCAUAAUCACUGGAAGCAAAAGCGUUGGCGGAGGCUCUACCACCUUCAAUUCUGCGACUGUCGCUGCUGUUGGUGAUGGAUUCAUCGCACAAGAUAUCACUUUCCGCAACACUGCUGGUGCAGCAAAUCACCAAGCCGUUGCUCUGCGCUCCGGCUCUGAUCUCUCGGUGUUUUAUAGAUGUAGCAUUGAGGGUUAUCAAGACACCCUCUAUGUUCAUUCCGAGCGUCAAUUCUACAGAGAAUGCAACAUCUACGGCACCGUUGACUUUAUCUUUGGGAAUGCUGCCGUCGUUUUCCAGAAUUGCAACAUCUAUGCCGGAUACCCUCCGAAUAAGACCAAUACCAUCACCGCUCAGGGCGGAACCGACCCAAACCAGAACACCGGCAUCUCCAUCCAUAAUUGCAAGGUCACCGCAGCUUCAGACCUAAAAUCGGUUCAAAGCUACGUGAAUACGUAUCUUGGUAGGCCGUGGAAAGCAUAUUCUAGGACAGUUUUCAUGAAGACUUACCUUGAUAGCUUGAUUAACUCGGCUGGUUGGAUGGAGUGGGAUGGAGACUUUGCUCUCGACACUUUGUACUAUGGAGAAUACUUGAACACGGGCCCCGGAUCGUCGACUGCAAAUAGGGUCACAUGGGCAGGCUAUCAUGUCAUCACAAGUGCUACCGAGGCUUCCAAGUUCACCGUUGGGAGCUUUAUUGCCGGCGGGUCUUGGUUGCCUGCCACAGGCGUGCCGUACACAUCCGGCCUUUAAGCUUUUUAAAGAUGGAAAAUCGGAGGUGGAAUGCAAGUCUUACGGGAGUACAGGGCGGCUCACCAGGAACAUAAGUGUUCCGUCAUAUGAAGCGGUUUGUUAAUUAGCAAAGAAAUUCUUAUAUAGUUCCCAUUCGUUACAUAUAUCUGAUGUAAUAAAGUGAUCAAGUUGUCAUUCUUUAUGAUUCUAAUUUUUUAUUCUUCUAGAGUGUACUUUUAUGGUGAUUUUCACCU
Molecule: messenger RNA, 1846 nt
Organism: Rhodamnia argentea
Lineage: Eukaryota; Viridiplantae; Streptophyta; Magnoliopsida; Myrtales; Myrtaceae
Product: pectinesterase 2-like
Exons: 2
Coding region: 66-1613 (515 amino acids)
Biological process (GO): cell wall modification
Molecular function (GO): pectinesterase inhibitor activity; pectinesterase activity
Source: RefSeq, a predicted model, not a curated record